GGACCCAUUUACCGCCAUACGUUCCAACUUAUUAAACGUCCAAAAAAUCCCAAAGAUCUUAUCUUGGGAGGAAAAAAAAAAAUAAUGUCAUCGAGUAAUUUCUUCAAACACCUUACCUUAACUUCGAGCUAUGGAUUCUCCAUUCUCUCACGCCGUUUCAUUCACCCACCUCUCACUCUCCUCUUCACAAACAUCUACCCCAAAAGGCAACCAUUGAUUCCCACAAAGAUUUCUCUUCGUUUUUCUAAUUGUUACACUUCAGUAACUGAGCCUCAAUCCUCUACCUUACUAUCUCCUUAUCUCUCUGUUCGUAUUCGAUGUCGAAAUGAUAUUGCUGAUAUGUUUUCUGAAGCUCUUAUGUGCUUUGGUGCAAGUUCAACUACUGUGGGUGAACUUGACAAUGGUGACACUUCUGAUGAGAUAUGCAUUGAGUCCAUAUUUCCUGAGUUGGAAGAUGUGGAUGUAUGCAUCUCACAGGCUGCUGAUUCUAUAGGCUUAAAAGAGAUACCAAGUUAUGAAGUUAAAGCAGGUGAGCAGUAUGACUGGAUAAAGAAAACUCAGGAAUCAUUUGAUCCAAUUGAAGUUACUAAAGGACUUUGGAUUGUUCCUGAGUGGAAGACUCCCCCAGAUGUUCAAGCAACAAAUAUUAUUUUGAAUCCUGGAUUGGCUUUUGGAACUGGGGAGCACCCAACCACUAGAUUGUGUUUAUUGCUGCUACAGAGAUUGAUAAAAGGAGGAGAACACUUCUUGGAUUAUGGCACAGGUUCUGGUAUUUUGGCAAUUGCAGCACUUAAGUUUGGUGCUUCUUUGUCUGUUGGAGUUGAUAUAGAUCCUAUAGCAAUAACAUCUGCACGUCAAAAUGCUGCUCUGAACAACAUAGGACCGGAAAAAUUGCAAUUACACCUGGUUUCUGGCAAUACUUCCUCCCCCUUAAUUGAUGAACAUAAAUAUGUUGAAAAGCAGACUUCAUGUGAGAAGGUGGUUGAAUCUGAACAAGAAAAAUACGAUGUGGUCAUUGCAAAUAUACUUUUAAAUCCUUUGCUAGAAUUAGCAGAUGAUAUUAUCUCUCAUGCUAAGCCUGGGGCAGCAAUUGGCCUUUCCGGUAUUCUAUCUGAGCAGCUUCCCUACAUUAUGGAUCGAUAUUCCCCACUCUUGGACGACAUAUCUGUGUCAGAGAUGGAUGAUUGGGCUUGUUUAAGUGGUAGAAAGAAAACAAUUCUGACUGGCGGCUGAAGGACAUUUAGUGGUUAGACAAGCAGAAUUAAGAAUGGUCAGUUUAAGAUAUUGGCAUCGAACGGGCAUUUGCUGGUUUAUUACAAUAUUGGUCUUACAGAAUGUCUUGUAGACAAUUACUUUCGAUUUGGAGUACCAGAUCCGUUGUUAGUAUAUCAUUGUUAAAACAUGUAACUGGUUUUUUAAGGAAAAUUCUUGAAUUGAAAUAUGGUCAAAUUUUGUUGUGUCAAGUUUGAUUCUGCUUGCUUUGGCUUAGUUCUAAAUUACGAUUGAAAUGAAUUCAAAGCUUAAUUGAUUUACGCAAUCAUCAUUAAGACUUAUGAUGAUAUCCAACAAAAUUAGAGUUUGGUUCCUAGCA
Messenger RNA from Durio zibethinus, 1591 nucleotides. RefSeq lists its product as uncharacterized. Gene Ontology annotation, biological process: peptidyl-lysine trimethylation. The record is from RefSeq and is a predicted model, not a curated record. Gene Ontology annotation, cellular component: mitochondrion. Gene Ontology annotation, molecular function: protein-lysine N-methyltransferase activity. Lineage: Eukaryota; Viridiplantae; Streptophyta; Magnoliopsida; Malvales; Malvaceae.